CCUUGCACCUUCGCAACCUCUUCUCGGCCUCGCCUUCUUUGGCGUAACCCUGACGCAAAGCUGGGGCGGAGCUAUCCCCGGCAUCUUCCCGAGCCCCGGGCCACCUUUGCUCCAGAGAGUGCGCCUGCGCCGGCUCUGGAGUUCAGCUUCGCGAUGACUGCCAGCUCAGCCGAACAGCUGCGGAAGGAGGGCAACGAGCUGUUCAAAUGCGGGGAUUACGAGGGUGCCCUGACCGCCUACACCCAGGCCCUGAGUCUCGGCGCUACGCCCCAGGACCAGGCCAUCCUGCACCGAAACCGGGCUGCUUGCCACCUCAAGCUGGAAGAUUACAGUAAAGCAGAAUCGGAGGCAACUAAAGCCAUCGAAAAGGACGGUGGGGAUGUCAAAGCCCUUUAUCGACGAAGCCAAGCCCUAGAGAAGCUGGGCCGCCUGGACCAGGCUGUCCUUGACUUGAAGAGAUGUGUGAGCCUAGAGCCUAAGAACAAAGUUUUCCAGGAGUCACUGAGGAACAUUGGGGGCCAGAUUCAGGAAAAGGUGCGGUACAUGUCCUCAACAGAUGCCAAAGUAGAACAGAUGUUUCAGAUACUGCUGGACCCCAAAGAGAAGGGCACAGAGAAGAAGCAGAAGGCUUCUCAGAACCUUGUGGUGCUGGCCCGAGAAGAUGCAGGAGCUGAGAAGAUCUUCCGGAACAAUGGGGUUCAGCUCCUGCAAUGCCUGCUGGAUACAGGAGAGACUGACCUCAUGCUGGCAGCCUUGCGCACACUGGUCGGCAUUUGCUCUGAGCAUCAGUCGCGGACAGUGGCAACCCUGAGUGUUCUGGGAACUCGGAAAGUAGUCUCCAUCCUGGGUGUGGAGAACCAGGCCGUGUCGCUGGCAGCCUGCCACCUGCUGCAGGUUAUGUUUGAUGCCCUCAAGGAAGGCGUUAAGAAAGGCUUCCGAGGCAAAGAAGGUGCCAUUAUUGUGGAUCCUGCCCGGGAGCUGAAGGUCCUCAUCAGUAACCUCUUGGAGCUAUUGACUGAGGUGGGAGUCUCCGGCCAAGGCCGAGACAAUGCCCUGACCCUCCUAAUUAAAAUGGUACCCCGGAAAUCUCCGAAGGACCCCAACAACAGCCUCACACUCUGGGUCAUUGAUCAAGGUCUGAAAAAGAUUCUGGAGGUGGGGGGCUCCCUGCAGGACACUGCUGGGAAGCUCACAGUGACAGCAAACAGCCGCAUGAGCGCCUCCAUCCUCCUCAGCAAGCUGUUCGAUGACCUGAAGUGUGAUGCCGAGAGGGAAAAUUUCCACCGGCUCUGUGAGAACUACAUCAGGAGCUGGUUUGAGGGCCAAGGGCUGGCCGGAAAGCUGCGAGCCAUCCAGACAGUGUCCUGCCUUCUGCAGGGCCCAUGUGAAGCUGGCAACCGGGCCUUGGAGCUGAGUGGCGUCAUGGAGAGUGUGAUCGCUCUGUGUGCCUCUGAGCAGGAGGAAGAACAGUUGGUGGCAGUGGAGGCGCUGAUCCACGCAGCCGGCAAAGCCAAGCGGGCCUCAUUCAUCACUGCCAACGGUGUCUCCCUGCUCAAGGACCUAUACAAGUGCAGCGAGAGGGACAGCAUCCGUAUCAGAGCACUUGUGGGACUCUGUAAGCUUGGAUCCGCUGGAGGGACUGACUUUAGCAUGAAGCAGUUUGCUGAAGGUUCUACUCUCAAACUGGCCAAGCAGUGCCGAAAGUGGCUAUGCAAUGACCAGAUUGAUGCAGGCACUCGGCGCUGGGCAGUGGAAGGCCUGGCUUACCUCACCUUUGAUGCCGAUGUAAAGGAAGAAUUUGUGGAGGAUGAGGCUUCUCUGAAGGCUCUGUUCCAGCUCAGCAAGUCUGAAGAGAGGUCAGUGCUCUUCGCAGUAGCCUCGGCACUGGUCAACUGCACCAACAGCUACGACUAUGAGGAGCCUGACCCCAAGAUGGUGGAGCUCGCCAAGUAUGCCAAGCAGCAUGUUCCUGAGCAGCAUCCUAAGGACAAACCAAGCUUUGUGCGGGCUCGUGUGAAGAAGCUGCUGGCGGCGGGUGUGGUGUCAGCCAUGACAUGUAUGGUGAAGACAGAGAGUCCCGUGCUGACAAACUCCUGUAGGGAGCUGCUCUCCAGGGUCUUCCUGGCUUUGGUGGAAGAGGUGGAGGAUCGAGGUACCGUGGUUGCCCAGGGAGGAGGCAAGGCUCUGCUCCCACUGGCCCUGGAAGGUACUGAUGUUGGGCAGACAAAGGCAGCCCAGGCUCUUGCCAAACUUACCAUCACCUCUAACCCGGAGAUGACCUUUCCUGGUGAGCGGAUCUACGAAGUGGUCCGGCCCCUUGUCUCUCUGUUGCACCUCAACUGCUCAGGACUACAGAACUUUGAGGCUCUCAUGGCCCUAACGAACCUAGCAGGGAUCAGCGAGAGGCUCAGACAGAAGAUAUUGAAGGAGAAGGCUGUGCCCAUGAUUGAGGGCUACAUGUUUGAGGAGCAUGAAAUGAUCCGCCGGGCAGCCACAGAGUGCAUGUGUAACUUGGCCAUGAGCAAAGAGGUGCAGGAUCUCUUUGAAGCCCAAGGCAAUGACCGGUUGAAGCUGCUGGUGCUGUAUAGUGGAGAGGAUGAUGAGCUACUGCGGAGGGCUGCUGCUGGAGGCCUGGCUAUGCUCACCUCCAUGCGGCCCUCACUCUGCAGCCGCAUCCCACAAGUGACCACACACUGGCUGGAGAUCCUGCAGGCCCUGCUUCUGAGCCCCAACCAAGAGCUCCAACACCGAGGCACAGUGGUGGUAUUGAACAUGGUGGCAGCCUCCAGGGAGAUCGCCAGCACCCUGAUGGAGAGUGAGGUGCUGGAGAUUCUCUCAGUGUUGGCCAAGGGUGAGGAGAGCCCAGUCACCAGGGCUGCUGCAGCCUGCCUGGGGAAAGCAGUGGAAUACGGCCUCAUCCAACCCAACCAGAAUGGGGAGUGAGCAUUGGCCCUGGGCCCACACAGCUCAUGCAUCCGCCACUCGCCGCAGCACUGAGAGCCAGCACAGAAGCAGCUUUGGCCAGCAGGGCUGGGAUGUUGGACACUUACCUCUCUUCCACAGCUGCACUUUGGUGUUCUUUGCUCUGAGAGAUCACACACCGCACAGCCCUGCUCUGCCAGCACUCAGGAGGGGCCCCUGUAUCUAUAGUGAGCUGGGAAUGGGCAAAGCGAAUCGCAACUCAAGCCUGUGGAUUAUGGGCAUCAAGAAGGGCACAGCAGCAUCCUCACAAGCUGCGAGCACCACGAGAGCCUGCCAGCAGGCACGUCCCUUAAUAAAUCAUGUGGAACUGAA
Molecule: messenger RNA, 3294 nt
Organism: Phodopus roborovskii (desert hamster)
Lineage: Eukaryota; Metazoa; Chordata; Mammalia; Rodentia; Cricetidae
Gene: Unc45a
Product: unc-45 myosin chaperone A
Exons: 20
Coding region: 154-2943 (929 amino acids)
Molecular function (GO): Hsp90 protein binding
Source: RefSeq, a predicted model, not a curated record